AUGAACCGCAACAGCCGCGGCAGCACGGAGGCUGAGGGUCCUUACCUAUACCGAGAACAGCAGCAAGUGUACAGCAGCAACAGCAGCAGCAGCAGCAGCAGCAGCAGCAGCGGGCUUCCUCACGGGGCCCUGCCGCUGCACCGCCGGAUGCCGCGCCCUGCCUUUCAGCAGCAUCAGGAGCAGCAAGACGAGCUGCUGCUGCAGCAGCAGCAGCAGCAGCACCUCUAUGGAGGGGUCUUUGCAAGCAAACGCAGCAGCAGAGGCGCUGACGCAGACCCUUUUCUACACGGAGAAGCAGCAGCAGCAGCAGCAGCAGCAGCAGCAGCAGAGAUAGCGACGCCUGCAAAUGUCACUACAGCAACAAACAUCUCUGAAGACGAAGGCUCAGAUAUUUCUGAUGCAGUCGGCGGCCUUCUUUGUCAUGAGCAGCAGCAGCAGCAGCAGCAGCACGACUUGCUGCAGCAGCAGCACCACCGAGAUGUGGCUUCCCCUGAGACUCACUCGGCCUCAGUCUCUCGCUUGAACACUGUGUCGGGGCGGGCCUCUGCUGCGCUGCAGCAGCGCAGCGAAAUGCCUCGGAUUGCUGCGCGGAGAGAAGAAGUCGACGUCGAUGAUCUGGUGGCUUUGCUGCAGCGGCAGCUUUUGGGGGGUUUGUUUAGGCGCAAGAAGACAGCAGCAGGUGCUGCUGCUGCUGUGCUGCUGCUGCUUGCUGCUGCUGCUGCUGCGCUGCUGCUGCUCGCAGCAGCAGGCCUCGUCUUCCACUCCGAAGAGCAGCCCCAGCCGCCAGCCUCAGCGCCCGAGCCUUCCCCUGAGCUUGCUGCGCUGAGGCGAGAAUUGGCAGCGCAGCGCGUUGCAAUGCAGCAGCAGCAGCAGCAGCAUGUGCAGCAGCAGCAGCUUUUGCAGCAGCAGCUUGAACAGCUGCUUCAGCAGCAGCAACAGCAGCAGCAGCAGCUGCAGCCAAUUCUCGCUGACCCAGAUACAUCUGCAGCGGCAGCGGCAGCAGCAGCAGCCGCUGCUGCUGCUGCAGCACAAAGGGAGGCCCUGGCUGAAGAAAUGGCAGAAGCAAAGCAACAUGUUGCUCAGUUGGAAGCAAAGAACCUUCAAUUUGAGCAGCAGCUGCAGCGGCUGCAGCAGCGCCUCGAGAUAGCAGGGUCCCAGCCGCUGCCCCCUGGGCUGCGUCAGAAAAUAGAGGAAGUGCAUGCGAAAUUGUCUGUGGAAGACGAAGCAGAAGUGGACUGGGCUUUGGAGUCUGUGGGCGCGCGAAUUUCCCACAAUGAAACAUCUCCUCCUUUGAUACCUCCAGGAAGCGUGCUGGGGGGGCUGCAGCAGCAGCUGCUGCAGCUGCUGGGGCUGCAGCAGCAGCAAACUGCAGCAGCGCUGCUGCACAGACCCCCCGAAAUGGUCUUGAGGCCUGAGCGGCUGCCAGGAAACUGCUACGCUUUCAAGGGCCCCACAGGCCGCAUUGCCAUCAUUUUGCCCACAGCAGUUGUUGGCGCUGUUGUUGCUGCUGCUGGGCAGGUUGUUGGGGCUGCUGCGGCUGCUGCUGCUGCAGCUGGGCAAGCUGUGUAUGUACAGUCCGUCGCCGUAGACGACAUGAUGUCAGUGCUCACGAGGGACACAGCCCCAAAGCGCAUGCGAGUGUGGGGUUAUUCUGACUCGAGGUUGUAUGCGCCGCCCCACUCUCCCAUCAGCAGCAGCAGCAGCAGCAGCAGCAGCAGCAGCGCCAGCAGCAGCAGCGGCGGCGGCGGGAAGAGUUCGCUGAAGAUGCUACCUGCAGACAGCAGCAGCAGCGCAGCCACCUGGCUGCUGUCGAUGCUCUCGAGACAGCCCAGUAACACAGCAGCAGCAGCAGCAGCAGCAGCGGGGGCCCCGCUGCUGCUGGGGGAGUUCGUGCUGCAGCAAGGCAGCAAGAGCUGCCGCUUUCAAGUGCAGCAGCAGCAGCAACCCAUCAAAAAGAUUGUUUUUGAGUUUUUAGAAAACUUCGGCAACAGCAAGUACACUUGCGUGUACAGGCUGAGGGUGCACGGCAGCAAAGCCGUGCUGCUGGCCAGCAGCAGAAGCAGCAGCAGCAGCAGCAGCAGCAGCUGA
This is a messenger RNA of Eimeria necatrix, 2088 nucleotides long. RefSeq lists its product as hypothetical. NCBI's taxonomy places the organism in Eukaryota, Apicomplexa, Conoidasida, Eucoccidiorida, Eimeriidae. The record is from RefSeq and is a predicted model, not a curated record. Gene Ontology annotation, cellular component: nuclear envelope. Gene Ontology annotation, biological process: nuclear envelope organization. Gene Ontology annotation, molecular function: protein-membrane adaptor activity. The coding region runs from base 1 to 2088 and encodes 695 amino acids. The transcript is spliced from 11 exons.